Messenger RNA from Trichoplusia ni (cabbage looper), 2448 nucleotides. RefSeq lists its product as uncharacterized. The transcript has 3 exons. Lineage: Eukaryota; Metazoa; Arthropoda; Insecta; Lepidoptera; Noctuidae. The record is from RefSeq and is a predicted model, not a curated record. The coding region runs from base 114 to 1313 and encodes 399 amino acids.
AAUAAACUGACAUUGCGCCGGUUUGUUUUUUCGUUUAUAAUAAUAUUUAUAUUUUAGUGUCGUAGCCCCACGCGAGUGCUCCACUAACUAGUCGUACAGUAUAAUUAAGGAAAAUGGACCUUUUACAACCGUGUGUUAACUGUGGUAUCACAAUCAGAGAACGUAUCAGGAGACAUGUUUUAUCAUCAUUACCUCCCGAUAUGACUGUUCUUUUAUCGGAGUGGUUAACAUUCGAGUUAUCAUCUCAUAGCCAUGUCUGUGGUGCGUGUUACGACAAUUUAUCAAGAUGUCUUGCAACGAAUUCAAGGGAAAGACAACUCGGUCAUAUCAAUAUUUGUUAUGGCUGUGGUAAAUCAGUUACACGUGCCAGAAGACACGAAAUUGUGGAGGGAAGCCCUCUCGCCUCACUUGUAUCACUGUGGCAUCAUCAUGUUAGAGCAGCCAACUUUUUAUGUCAUGGUUGUUACAUGAGAGCUAACAGAGAAGUGAGCCGAAGAAAUAUUACUGAUUCCAACCGUUUUGAUGCCUUAGAAGAUCAUCAAACUGAUCAAAAUAUCCAAAUACCAAUUCCUCCACCACUUCCUCCACCACUUCCUCCACAACUUCCUCCACCACUUGCCCCACAUCUUCAUCUUGGCCAAGGUCAAGAUGUUUCAUCAAUUGCCCUGCCUAAUUAUAGACGUUGUGCUAAUACAUCUAGGCGAUGCAUAUUUGAUGGAUGUCAGCAAAGUGCAGGUCAUUUAGUGCCCACCUUAAUUAAAUCAGCCUUGCUGUUUCAUAAUAAGCUUUAUGUGCCUCGAUGUGCAAGGAUAUGUGAAAAUCAUUUGCAUUCUAAUGAAUGGGAGCUAUUAUUAGAGAACUCAAGUUUAACAAAUACUUUCACAGCACUUGAAAUUGAAAACUUGUUGGACAGUAAAAAUGUAGAAAAUGUUAUUGAUUUUGAAAAUAUUGAUUUAAUGCCUAAUCAUGUAUGCCAUCAUUGGACAGGGCGCACCACCCAAGAGUUCAUUGAAUUGCAUAAUAGUAUACCAAUACAGUCUGUUGUUCCCAAAAAUUCAAAAUCUGCAUUAGCAAUGCUUUUAAUUAAGUAUCGAACUGGUGAUAGUGAUGCUAGGAUAUCUAGUUUUUUUAGAAUUGCUAAAUCUACUUUGCAAUACAAAAUGAAUCUUGUGAGGAAUUGUCUGACUGAUCAUUUUGUUCCGCUUCAUCUUGGUGUGUCUCACAUCUCUCACCAAGAAAUAGUUGCACGAAACACUACCAUUCCUGAAAAAUUAUUUGGAAAUCCUCACUCUGAUGCUUCUGAUGGGCCAUAGUUCAGUGUGAUGGUACAUACCUUGUACCUUGACGUACAAAAAAGUUCCAACUAUAAAUACCAAAAAAAGACAUACAGUCUUCAUAAGUAUCAUAACCUUACAAAACCAUUCUUAGUAGUCUGUUGUGAUGGUCAUAUUAUAGAUGUUUUUGGACCAUUUGCUGCAACCCAAACAGACGCGGACAUAAUGAAUUAUGUUUCUAGCAGUGGUGGGUUAUUUCAAUACUUUAGGCAAAAUGAUGUAUUUAUUUUAGACCGUGGCUUCAGAGAUUCGGUUUCCAACCUAGAAGCUCUUGGUUACAAGGUACAUAAACCUGAAACUAAAGAUGAAGGGGAAACUCAAUUAUCAACCUUACAGGCGAACAAAAGUAGAUGUGUCACGCUGUGCCGAUGGGUUGUAGAAGUUGUCAAUGGCAGGUUUAAACGGGACUAUAAACUUUUUAGAAAUGUUUUUAUUAACUUGGCUUCUGCACACAUGAUGGAGGAUUUUAGGAUUGCUGCUGCACUCAUUAAUAAAUUCCACAAAGUAAUAGAAAAUCCUGAAAAUGCUGAUCAAAUUGUUCAAAUAGCAACCUCAAGGUUGAACUUACCUAAUUAUUUAGGUCAGUUUAUACAAGAGUAUAAUUUAAACAGACGUAGAGUUAUUUGCAAGAAUUGAUGCAAACCUGCCAGAACUUAAUAGAUUUCCACGUUUAGAUAUGAAUGAGUUAAAACUAAUUUCUUUAGGACCGUAUCAGGUGAAGCAGGCUCGCUCAUAUUAUGGCGAGCACAUUAGAGAGCGAGGUAUUUAUGAGGUGGAAAUAUGUCCAGAGCUAGAGUUUUCGGAAGAACUUGCAUUACACAUUGGAGGAAAUCGUCCUCUUCUAUUAAGAGGACGUAUUAAAUCGAGGCAUACGUCCAGGCGUGAAUAUUACACGUAUAUUUUAUAUGACGAGCUUCCCUCAUUUCAAGACCAACCUAGAAAUGGUAUCUUAGGUUAUUGGUGUAAUUGUGUAUCUGGCAACCGGACUGUUGGAUGCUGUGCUCACAUUAUGACAAUUCUUUGGUACUUGGGAUGGGCGAGAUACCAAGAAGCUGUCUUUUCGCCAGCCGCGUUUUUAGAUAAUGUUUUAUUAACAUUAAAUGAUUCAACAAUU